UUUCGUGUUCAGCCGCCGCCGCUAUAAACAGCAUGCCUACGAAGCUCCGGAGGAAGACCUGCACCCCGCGCUGCUCCACGACGUAGCCCACCCCCUCCACCAGUUCAACAUGCCCCUUCUCCUGCUCCAGCUCAAAGUGGUGGUGGUGGUGGUGGAUCGAUGCUUGGAGGCAUUGGCUCAACCAUAGCUCAGGGCAUGGCUUUUGGUACUGGAAGUGCAGUGGCACACAGGGCUGUGGAUGCUGUCAUGGGUCCUCGAACUAUCCAACAUGAAACUGUGGUCUCUGAGGCUGCUGCUGCUGCCCCAUCUCCAACUACAAACAGCCUUGCCGGCCCUGAUGCCUGCGGUAUUCACUCCAAGGCAUUCCAAGAUUGCAUCAACAACUUUGGAAACGACCUCAGCAAGUGUCAGUUCUACAUGGAUAUGCUUGCUGAAUGCAGGAAGACCUCAGGCGCUGUGUUGGGUGCAUAAACGUUCCCUUUGCUUCGCUAUUUGAUGGGUAUUCAGCUAUGAAGUUGUGAUGUUUUAAUGACGAUGAUUCUGUGCGUAUGUAGUUGAGGAUUUACACGGGAAACUCUUUGAACCCCGAUAUUGUUAUUGAAACAUUGGUACUUUUAAAUAUUAAUGGUGCUUGGAUAAAAGAUUCAAUUGAUUACUGCUUGUGGCUUAUUAGUA
This is a messenger RNA of Pistacia vera, 675 nucleotides long. RefSeq lists its product as uncharacterized. Bases 160 to 471 code for a protein of 103 amino acids. Gene Ontology annotation, biological process: mitochondrion organization. Gene Ontology annotation, cellular component: nucleus; mitochondrion. NCBI's taxonomy places the organism in Eukaryota, Viridiplantae, Streptophyta, Magnoliopsida, Sapindales, Anacardiaceae. The record is from RefSeq and is a predicted model, not a curated record. The transcript has 5 exons.